This is a messenger RNA of Cloeon dipterum, 474 nucleotides long. It is a transcript of the gene Blos4, whose product is annotated as biogenesis of lysosome-related organelles complex 1 subunit 4. Gene Ontology annotation, cellular component: BLOC-1 complex. The transcript is spliced from 4 exons. Lineage: Eukaryota; Metazoa; Arthropoda; Insecta; Ephemeroptera; Baetidae. The record is from RefSeq and is a predicted model, not a curated record. Bases 1 to 474 code for a protein of 157 amino acids.
AUGGACGAAAUAUUAAGUGAUUUGGCUACUGACUAUGCAAAUUACUUAAAAAUUGAUAUGGAAGAUGAAUUGAAAAAUGUUGGUGAAACAGUUGAGGAUAUGCUGACAAGGCUAGAGGAGUUUGGAAGUUUAUUAGAAGGAGUUCACAAUGGAGGUACAAGUAGCUUGUUGCACUUAGGCCCGGAAUUAAAAAUGAGUUGCCAGACGCUUGAUGGGCUGUUCCAAAAGAUUGACAAUUUGGAAAAAAUGGUUGCUAAAGUCAAAAAGGAUGUUAGUACAAUGGAAGCUCAUUUGGAAAGUGCAGAAGCUAAAUGCGGCAUUCCAUCAUCUGAUCUCAGAAGUUUUUUUAAGCCUUUAUUCUUGAAAAAUCAAUUGUCUUCACCAGAAACAAGCUCUCAACCAUUUGAGCAGCCUAACAUCUUCAAGACAUCCGAGUUCUUCCCCAAAGUUGAGGAUCAAGUGGAGCUAAAAUAA